AUGACCCCGACCGAGCUUUUCCUAUCCGACGAUGACCAUCCCACGCAGACAAAAGAUGGCGACCUCGACUCCGAGAGCUGGUCGCCGAUCGCGCACCUGACGAGUGCGAAGCUCCUCAUGGACGCGCAGCUGCCCUCCAGCGAUGACCACCUCGGGGUCAAGAUGUCAAUGGACAUUCCACGACGACUCGGGAACGAAUCGAGCUUUCCUUACCCGUCCAAGAAAGUCCGUGAUGCGUUUUCUAGUGCUGCUCGAUCCCAAUCCUUCAAGGCCCGAUCGCUUGCAGUCGGCGAGCAUCGACUACCUCUCGGCACUACACAAAUCUGGAACGACCUCGACAAGGCCAAGAAAGCUCAAGGUCUACUCCGAGCCGCCGUCGAAUGGAUAGCUGGAUGUCAUGCGCGUCGUACUAAGGACCGCGAUCUGAAGAAGCAACUGGAGGUUGGGCUAUUGAGCCUCCCAUGGCGGGACUCGUUUUGGGGCUUUGACUGCAGCCUGAUCACCUACGAGAGCCUUAUCGGAAUACUCAGUGAGUUCUCUUAUGCUCGUGUAACUCGUGGACAUGUCUUGCCCCAUUGGCGAUCUACCCAUCUCUUCCCGACACCCUCUCAUCACCUUCUCUCCACUUUACGUACUCUGGGCCCCCUUUCUUCAUCAGGCAACAAUUGGUUUGGCGAAAGUGUCGUUAAUUUCCUCAUCGCUUGCGUCAUCGAAGCGUCGUCAAGACCAAGUCAACGAGACGGAUCCCAGAUUUACGGCCUCAUCCCGUCGGACUGCCUUACGACUGCUCUCGCCGCCCCGAUCAUCAAGACGUCGCUAGAAGCUUAUCAAUUCGAAUCCGCGCUUGUCAGAGAUUUUCAUCUGCCCUACACGGGUCUGUCAGAUAUGGCCGACUACAUUGAGAAUAAUCCGGGGACGAUCUGGUUCCUCCCGAUCUGCCAUCAUAGUCACUGGUUCAUGGUGCGAGUGGAUGUUCAAGGAAGGUCCUGCACUCUUUACGAUUCGCUUCGACAUGGUACGGCUCCGCCGAAGGUAGACGCUCUCGUGCUCGAGGCACUGGAGGCACUGCUCGGCGUGCUACGAGUACGGAUACCAGUAGACGAAUUUACUCUGGCUUCGAUGGCCCAGCAAUCAGAUUCCUUCUCCUGCGGCCCUGCGGUCGUCAACGUCGUCGAGUCCGAGGUGCUGGGCGAGGAAGAAUUUGAUCCAAAACGAGCAGCGGUCAGCCGCAUGUGA
This is a messenger RNA of Microbotryum saponariae, 1236 nucleotides long. The record is from the annotation of a GenBank genome assembly. NCBI's taxonomy places the organism in Eukaryota, Fungi, Basidiomycota, Microbotryomycetes, Microbotryales, Microbotryaceae.